This is a messenger RNA of Wasmannia auropunctata (little fire ant), 6706 nucleotides long. RefSeq names its product mitogen-activated protein kinase kinase kinase 11-like. The record is from RefSeq and is a predicted model, not a curated record. Bases 168 to 3743 code for a protein of 1191 amino acids. Gene Ontology annotation, biological process: protein phosphorylation. Lineage: Eukaryota; Metazoa; Arthropoda; Insecta; Hymenoptera; Formicidae. The transcript is spliced from 14 exons. Gene Ontology annotation, molecular function: ATP binding; JUN kinase kinase kinase activity; protein binding.
AAACAUUAGACACAGAAUAGUAAGCGAAACAAGGUGAAUAUCAUCCUGGCGCCUUUACCACCUCUCGUUGCGUGAACAAAGUAGCGAGAUAUCGUCGUGCACGCGGAGAGGGGACACGGGUGUGAUAUACGCUACAGAAGAGUGGAGUAAGAAGAGUGCUGAGCCAUAUGCCGCCAGCCGGGCUAUCGGCGAGAGGCUUGUCUACCUUGAUGGACCACGGACAACCGGAUGCUCGUCAUCGGAGCGAGCGUUUCCUACUCUACUCAGAGAAUGGCUCCUCACAUCCUCACAGUCCCAACACGGUCAAUUCAUCGCCACGGUAUCAGUACAACAGCAGAACCAACAGUCAUACCACUAGUUACGGGUCCAUAUAUGGACGUACGUCUAGCAACAAUAUGUCGGAUAGCAGCGUUUCUGACACUCAUAGCGGCGGAACUGCGAGAACUAUCUCUCAACAGACUAGUCCAUCCCACGGCACACAUUCCUCUUCUCAGUCGCGGCAGGACAACAGCAUCACCAUCUUCACGGCCCUCUUCGAUUACGUCGCUCAGGGUGAAGAUGAAUUAUCUCUGCAGAGAGGGGAAACUGUUGAGGUUUUGUCGAAGGACGCCAAAAUCUCAGGCGACGAGGGAUGGUGGACUGGGAAAAUUCGUGGAAAAGUGGGAAUUUUCCCGGCAAACUUCGUCGCGGAAGCAGAGAGCAUCGACCGAGUUUCGUCGGUGAUCGAUAAAGUCCAGCCGAUCGAGAUCGACUUUGAGGAGUUGCAACUGGAAGAAGUUAUAGGAGUCGGAGGAUUUGGAAAAGUAUACAGGGGCAUUUGGAAAAAACGGGAGGUAGCUGUGAAAGCUGCGCGCCAGGAUGCGGGCGAGGAACCUAGUGCAACAUUAGAAAACGUACGGCAGGAAGCAAAACUGUUCUGGUUGUUGAAACACGAAAAUAUUGUGCAAUUGGAGGGAGUGUGUUUGAAGAUGCCCAAUACGUGUCUUGUGAUGGAAUAUGCUCGUGGCGGCAGUCUUAACAGAGUUCUCAGCGGCAGGAAAAUCAGACCCGAUGUGUUAGUCGAUUGGGCGAUACAGAUUGCGAGAGGGAUGGAUUAUCUUCACAACAAGGCACCCAUAAGUCUUAUUCACAGGGAUCUGAAAAGUUCUAAUGUGUUACUGAGCGAGCCAAUUGAAAAUGACGACUUCCAGUACAAAACUCUGAAGAUCACGGACUUCGGUUUGGCGAGGGAGGUCUACAAAACGACUCGUAUGUCUGCGGCGGGCACGUACGCCUGGAUGGCGCCGGAAGUUAUUAAAAAGAGUACUUUCAGCAAAGCCAGUGACGUAUGGAGCUAUGGCGUGCUACUGUGGGAACUUCUGACCGGGGAAACGCCGUACAAGGGCAUCGAUGCUCUGGCCGUAGCGUACGGUGUUGCCGUCAAUAAGUUGACUCUACCUAUCCCAUCUACCUGUCCUCAACCAUGGAGUGCUCUCAUGAUAGCGUGCUGGGCAUCGGAUAGUCAUACUCGACCGGGAUUCACGGAAAUUUUACUCGCUUUGGACGAAGUGCGCAGUGCAUUCGCGGCAACGCCACACGAAUCCUUUCACACGAUGCAGGAGGAUUGGCGGCAGGAGAUCGAACAAGUUCUGCAUGGAUUGCGCAUGAAGGAAAAGGAGCUGCGCUGUAGAGAGGAGGAACUGACGAAGGCACAGGUGCAACAGAGACAGCACGAGGAAAAUUUGAGGCAGCGGGAACAGGAAUUGGCCGCGCGCGAGAUAGCUAUCUUGGAGAGGGAGCUCACCGUGAUGAUCAUUCAACAGCAAAACACGCCUACGCCGAACAAGAGACGUGGGAAAUUUAAGAAGUCGCGAUUAAAGUUGAAUAAGAAGGAACCUGGGAGCAACAUUAGUGCUCCUUCGGAUUUUCGUCACACGAUCACCGUUCAGGAUACGGCCUUAGAUCGAGGCAAAGUGAGGAAUCCGUCGAGGCCGAAUAGCCCACCAGGCUCACCCAGCAUUCCGAGGCUCAGAGCGAUCGCAUUACCGGCGGACGGAGUUAAGGGUAAGACUUGGGGACCGUCGACGCUACAUCAACGUGAGCGCGGGGCUAUUAUCACCCAGCCGCCGAACCCCGCCUCCCCAGGCGGCAAACGCUGGUCCCGUUCCGCGCCAGAUCUCGAAAAGACACCUCUGCGUACAGCCCUGUUGGCGAGCGCGCACCGCUCCCCGCUUCUGCAGGAAAUAGGCCUCUCUGAGGAAAGCAUCUACCACACCCAUUAUACAGCCUUACCGCCCGAUCCGUCGACCGACUGGAUAACGUCGGAAUACCCUGUGCCCGGGCUGACCGGGCCGUACAUCAUGCCGAUGCCCGUGCCUAUGCCCACCCUCUACAACGGCGAAACGAAAAAACCAAAGCUAAGCAUAAUCGAGCUGGUGCUGUACAACAUCGCGGCGAUGCUGGCCGGCGUGGCCACCGGCUACGACGUGCGAAUGUCAAACAUAUCCCCGAUACAUCCGCGCCUGUAUCCACGGCUGGGCGAGUGCGACGAGGACCCGCCGAGAUGGUGGUUUCAAGCGGACACGGGAUCGAAUCGCAACUCCUACCUCGGCGCCGAUUACGAGUUCAGCACGAGCAGCGGCUAUCCGCACAACACCUAUCACGGACGGGCACAUCAUUACAGGCCGUUCCUGAGUAACAUGGGUGGCAUAGCGCCCGGCCUUCCAUCCGCGGCGAUGCCGGACAAGCCGUUGCGCUUCACGGACUCCCCGCAGCACUACACGAGCAGUACGACGGGCUCCAACGCCCCGACACCCAGUCCGAGGAGGAAGAGCAGCAGCAGCACUAGCAACGAGGAUGCGUACGACACCGCUCGCGCCGAUCGGAUGGAGAGGGUGCCGACGAUAUACAUGGGUAACGUCGCCCCGUUCCCGGAUUACGGGCCGCCGAUGUACACCGUCGUACCGCCGGAGUACUUUCGGCCACCCGAACCGCCGACGUAUUUCAUACCUACGGAAUAUCACGAUCGGAUGCUCGAGUGUCCCGAGUUCCCGCACGCGUACGACAAUCCGAGCAGCGUGAACAGCCCGGCCAGGCCGGUGUCGAGGCUCCUGCCCUACACGCAUCAUCGCACCUCGUCGAACGUCUCCAAUGCAAGCACGUCGAGCCAGAGCAACGUCAAUCCGACGUUCCGGCUGGAGGACGAGGACGACUACGGCGUGUACUCGCAGAUACCGUAUUACCAGCGACCCUCGAACGUUAUUUCCAACUUGGCGACGACGUACGGCGCGAGCAUACUGAACCACGAGUACGUCGGCUCGCCGUUGCUGACCCGCCAGAACUCCCACGACUCCAACUCGAACUCCGGCGAGCGGCCGAGCAAUCUGGAGGUGGUCACGCGGCUGCGCUCGAGCCUGAAGCGAUCCAGUUACAAUCCGUACAACUCGCCGAGCAAGAGCGUGAGCAAAAACAACUCCGGCUCGGGCACGCCGACGAACCCGACGCCGCCGGACUCGCUCACGUCCGAGGACUCGAGCUACGUCUCCGCCAAGGACAGCCAGAUCUCCAUCAGCCGGGUGCGCUUCUCGCCGGUCACGUUCGACCGUGACGGCGUGCCGGCACGCGACGCCCACAGGGAAACGCUGCUGGACAUCCCGGUUCACGGCCAGAACCAGGACGUUACAGUACCGCUGCAGGCCAACCGGCGCCUCAAUCGGAACAGGAAGCCGAGCAUCUCGGAGCUUGAGAGGGAGUUCUUGUCAUAGCACUGGCUUAUUUAAGGCAGCUCCCCCUCAUGUUAGAACCAGCCGGACCGAGUGGGUUCGUCGAUAUUUUAUCUAUUUAUCGAUAUUUCUAGCGUAGUCCUAGGAGCCCGAUCUCUUUACGCCUCCGAUUAUACAAUCGCGAUUACGAAACCUUAUUGAUCGUCGACCGGAAGAAUUUUGCAAAAGACAAAAACGAAUUGCACGUUAUCGAAGCACUGCCUCCCGCGGACGAGUCUCAAUAGUAGCAGUAACACUAACAAGUCUGGGAAUCAACAUUCCAUUACAACACAUAUACAAUCCAGCGAAAUUCAUGUAACGUAGCGUAAUACGUGAUUCGUGGGCGAAUCUUUAAUUUGAUAACGUAAUGAUAUUUGGUAUGCGUGUCGCGUGUAGAAAUGUAUGUAUAUAUAUAUCACGAGCGAGGUAUUGCGACGCGACGUGGUAUAUAUUCAAAUUGCAUAUUGCUCCGAGAGAAGAUACUUUUCUGUAGUACACAAAGUGUAUAUGUUUUACAGCUUCGACCGUUGACGACAAAAUCGUCGAAUAAAUAGAAUCCAUUUUCUCUCGACAAAUUCACAGAUUAACGGUUAAUUUAAUGUAGUAAUGGAUAUUAUUAUUCUAUCAUCUAUGGAUACCAAUAUUCUAUCAAUAUGAUGAUUUGAUGUAUAGAAUGAGGUAAUAACUAUUGUCAUCUUAACAUUUUUCUUUGAUAAGAAAUUUUAAAAUUAAUUAGAUAUUUUUAAAAUUAAUUAAAUUAACUUAAUUUAGAGAGCACAAAUUUCUGCUGGCAAAAAUGACUUGGGCUCGGUUCCAUAAAUGUAAGAUUAAUCUCGGUUUAGCUUGCUGUUUAUCUCUCUCUGAUUCUUAUUUUUAGAUUAGAAAAAGAUAAACUUCGAUUAAAUCGAGUUAAUCGCGAAUCGUGAAAUCGGGCCUUAAAAAAUUAUCGUGACAGGGUGAUCUUUUGCAUAGCAACUUUUGUUAGACAAAUCUUUCUCUUAAUGGCUUCUAAGAAAAAUAGCUAAAGGUGAUUGCCUCAGUCUAUAUAACGGUAUCGUUGAAUAAUAAGCACAUCAUCACUCGAGGCUAUUGCAAUUUGACGUUUUCUUUUUGUGGCUGAUUAAGAGACAUUCCAAAAAACGUUAUCGCAUUUAUAUAAUCAGCAUCUGAACGAUAAGCGCGAAGAAAGAGGGAAGCGGUAGUCGAGCUCACGAUAGAGAGAAUUUAUCGAGAUGCACACACACACACACCCUUACACACAUACGCGCAUUAAUAUGCAAUUCCAUUGCGCAUAGUAAGAUUAAAGAAGGAAACGAAGGGGGGAGCGUUCUCUUUCCCUCGGCAGCUACCGCAUUAGCGACGUGUAAUGGUGUGUCCGCUUUCGAUAUUCAGACUUGGAUAUUCAGUAUUUCAGCGAAACGAAAGUGUUGUUUCUCGCAUUUAGUAUGAAAAGUUACGUUACGCAAAGUUCCUCCGUAACUUUGGUGAUAUUCGGUUCGGCGCAAUAUAAAAAACAUUCCAGAGAGAUUUGUUGUUGGAACGUAAGGAACGUAAGGAACUGUGUUCUACGCCAAUGCGGAAUUGGCAUUUCGUCGGAUUUUCAAUUCAAUUUGCAAGCUCAGGCUUUUCGACAUUCGAAAGGUCCCAGUGUUACUUUCUCCGCGAGUUUGUGAUAGACCGCCAAGACGGAGUGAAUGUCGAUUCCGCGUUGUUUAAACUGGUCCAUCGUUUAGGACGAGAAUAGAAUUUUUCUUCGCUUGUACUUGUAUCAUGUAACGUAUCGUGCGUUUAAAUAGCGUAUAACGGCGGUUUUACGUUAAAUUUUUUCCUACUAGAAAGUACUGGCAGCAGCAGCAGCAGCAGCAGCAGUCUCGUCGAGAAAUUGUAUAAAUUCUUUGUGCGUUUUGUGCAACUUGUACGAGCGUGAUUCGCGCGUUUAAUUAUAAAUAUACGCAACGCGGCAGCUCGAUGUAUUGUAUUGUAUAUUGUAUAGGGAAACGUACGGGGGGUUGUUUUAGAUACGGGAUAAUCAAUUCGGUUCGCGCGCGAGUUGAAGAACAAUCACUAUUUAUAUGUAAUCUAAUUUUAUGUACUUUACAAGAUACGGACAGCUACAAAGUAUUAGUUGUAGUAUUAUGUACUUAGCCGAACUUUUUCCGCGAUUACGUAUUAAUCUCUACAGUAUUUCCAACAUAAUCUCUCCCCUUUCUUGUCGCAAUCAGUGUAACUAGUCAUUGUAAUUGUAUUUUGAAGUUGUACCAUUGUCAUUUUGAUAGCGAUACGAUCUCAUUUUCCUUCAUUCUUGUGGUGCGGCAAAAUUAACAAAAUUAUACGAAAAGAUCCCCUAUGUAUUGCUGUACACUCGCUUUUUCCAACAAAGAGCUCGUUUUUUUUAAAGGGCUCCUCGCCUCUCCCCGAUUUACUUUCGAGAUUCGCGCGCGCCGAAAGGAAGGAAAACGUUGCUGUGCCGCUAUUAAAAUAGUGCCUCUGCUCAAUGAAUACGUUCAUCGUCGUUCUGUUGCAAUGCACAAUUGGAGAUGUACACGGUUAAUACAUCCACCCACAGGUACUUCCACCACCUUCGAUUACGCUAAAUCGACGAAGCGUAUAUACGGUCGAUAUACGAGAUACGCUCACGAAAAUGCGGGGAACAUGUACUGUUGGCAUUUUAACGACGUUCAAACGUGAAAUUGGUGUGUGUCGUAUAGCAACGGACGUGAUUAGGUAUAGGAUCGCGUCUUGCGCAGCUGUGUCACGCUUCUUUUGUACCUUAUGAAAAAAAAAAAAAAAAACAGUACGUCGCUUCUGAUGAGCAAACUACGCGCGUCUGUUAGAAAGUAUCCAAAGCGUGAGUCGCGUGCGAGUGAAUGUAAUAUCCAAACAUGCAGCUGCGCAAAACGCGAGGAUCGUUGCAUCUGGCGAUCCUUCUAUAAUAAUCGUUGUACAUAUAGAGGAGAAAAAAAAAA